Molecule: messenger RNA, 1293 nt
Organism: Phanerochaete carnosa HHB-10118-sp
Lineage: Eukaryota; Fungi; Basidiomycota; Agaricomycetes; Polyporales; Phanerochaetaceae
Exons: 4
Coding region: 113-1168 (351 amino acids)
Source: RefSeq, a predicted model, not a curated record
CUGCAGCUGUCUUACUGUUUCACGUUUCACCCUCGCAAGAAUCACCAACUCAGAGCUAUAAAGUGUUGGAGGUUCCGGUGCACGUCCCCCGCAGAUAUCCGUCUUGCUCAUCAUGCCUCAAACCCCACAGACUCUCUCUGUGGACGACCACGGCACCAACCUGGCAUACUUCGACAGCGGUGUGCCAUCCUACGCUUCUCCCUCCGGCAGUCGAUACACCACCAUCUUCGCCAUUCAUGGCAUGACUUUCUGUAGUCCCGUGUUUGAGAAGAUGGCCUCUGUGUCGGGCCCUGCGGGGGUGCGCUGGGUGUCAAUUCAACGCAGAGACUAUCCUGGCUCUACACCCUUCUCUAAAGCCGAAUUGAACGUCCUCAAGAGCGGAACCGACGAAGAGAAGGCUCAGCACGUGCGCGACCGCGGUGUCGAGAUCGCUACCUUCAUCGACAAGUUCGUCCAACAGAACGGACUGCCCCCGCCGGACGAAAAAGGGAACGGCGGUGGGUUCGCCGUCAUGGGAUGGUCGCUCGGAGCUCUGUACGCGCUUGCCACGGCUGCGAAUGUGGACGCUCUUGGAGAUGCAGAAAGGGCUCGUUUCGCUCAAUACAUGCGAUCACUUAUUCUGCUUGACGCAGCAUAUGGCGCUAUCGGGUUACUCCCACCGCCUAAGAUGUGGAAUCCAUUCCUGGACGAGAGCAUUCCGCCUCGCAGGCGUGCACCUAUGUUUAACUACUGGGUUACCGCAUAUUUUGACCAUGGCGACCUGAACAACCGCGACUUCAAUACUCUCGAAUACGUCGUCCCCUCGCCGACGCGGAUUCCUAGCAUCCACAACUUGUCUGCGGAGCAGCGUGCAGCAAUCAUAUACAACGAUUGCGUGCGGACAAGCGACGGUCCUUUGACGUUCUGUGUCCCACAACUGCGCGAAUCGUAUGAGAAGGCCAUUUUCGACAAGAAGACUAGAGAAAUUUUGCCGAAUAUGAAGGUGUGGGCGCUCUUUGGCGACCGUACGUCGACGUUCUCGUUGCCGACCAUGUUUACCAUGGAAGAAGACGACAAGGCUUACGGAGGUGGGAAUGUGCGCUUCCGCUUCAUCAAGGGCGCAAACCACGUCAUGCAUUGGGAUGAACCCGAGCUCACGCUUGAGGCACUACUGGACGCGAUGGCAUAGUCUUCUGGCGCGGCGAAGCCAAUCUCACGACCUCAAUGACUUAAGUGUCUGCUACCACCUUACACAUAUAUCAUUGUCAGCUGCAGACUCAUGCGUACUUGCCAACUAUAAAGGACAGUAUUUUG